GCGGCCUUUAGCGAGUUAGCUACUACUGGAAGCAUAAUCAUAAUGAGUUUUGCAGAGAAGCCAGAGGACAUAACAAGGGAAGAGUGGAUGGAUAAACUCAACAAUGUCCACAUUCAGAGAGCUGAUAUGAACAGGCUCAUUAUGAAUUAUCUGGUUACAGAGGGAUUCAAGGAGGCAGCGGAAAAGUUCAGGAUGGAAUCUGGAAUAGAGCCUAGUGUUGAUUUGGACUCUUUAGAUGAAAGAAUUAAAAUCAGAGAGUUAAUAUUGAAGGGACAAAUCCAGGACGCCAUCGCUCUAAUCAACAGUCUCCACCCAGAACUGCUGGAUACAAACCGUUACCUUUACUUUCACCUGCAGCAGCAGCAUCUUAUUGAACUGAUUCGUUUGAGAGAGACGGAAGCUGCGCUUGAAUUCGCACAGUCUCAGUUAGCAGAGCAGGGGGAGGAGAGCCGAGAAUGCCUGACCGAGAUGGAGAGGACGUUGGCCCUGCUGGCAUUUGACAACCCUGAAGAGUCCCCCUUUGGAGACCUGCUCAAUAUGAUGCAGAGACAAAAGGUAUGGAGUGAAGUGAAUCAGUGUGUGCUUGACUAUGAAAACAGAGAAUCUACACCGAAGCUGGCCAAGCUCCUGAAGCUAUUGCUGUGGGCUCAAAACGAACUCGACCAAAAGAAAGUGAAGUAUCCCAAAAUGACCGAUCUCAGCAAGGGAACCAUCGAAGACCCAAAAUAAGGACUCAGUCUGAAAACCYACCACUGCAUUACCAACAAAUGGACACAUUUCACUUAUCUAUUUAUAACCAAUGAAGCUGGAUCAUUUAGAGUUCAACCUUUUCUUUUUUGUAAGGGUUGCUUUUUUGAUACCUUUAAUAACUCGGAAUGAGUGGACAAACUGGAUUGAUUGCAUUUUAAAGCUUCUUCUCUCACUAAAAUAAUAUGCAGAUUACUUCUUUUGGUAUUGUGAUUUACAUAUUUGUUUAUGUAAGGCUAGUAUGGUUCAGUUACGCUCGUUUUUUCUGUCUGCUGGCAGGGAAAGUUGUUGGCAUAGGAGGAUGUGAAUAAAGCCUAAAUUAGGCUGAUAUAUUCUGUGUGUGACCACUGAGAGGAGACGAGGUUUGAUCAGGGAAACAUUUGCUCAGUGAGCACUGCUUAAAAAGAAAACUUGUAAAAUCACACACGCUUCAACUGGUGGCAUUUCAGCUGGUACUUUAAUGGGAUGAGUAGAAACGGGUUAUUUCGGGGCAUUUUAGGCUACUGCUCUGUUCAGUUUAAGAUAUGAUGCAGUAUUGUUUGAGACAUUCAUUUUAGAUGCUGAUCAAGAUGACAACAAAAAAGUACAACUUUUCAAACUUAAAGGUUAAAACAGCAAAUGAUGUGUGAUAGUAAGAUUACUGGAGUGCUAGGUGUUUUACAGCAUACUGUGACUAGCUUGAGAGAUUAUGUUUAAAGAUGUGAAUGGCUAAAGCGAUGGACAUGGAAGCACUUGUUGGAUUAUUUACAUUUGUAGGCAAAAUUUUUACGUGCUCUGAUUUGCUAGUUUAUUAUUUUGCAAUAAAAGUGAACUUUUAAACCAA
This is a messenger RNA of Austrofundulus limnaeus, 1570 nucleotides long. RefSeq names its product glucose-induced degradation protein 8 homolog. Lineage: Eukaryota; Metazoa; Chordata; Actinopteri; Cyprinodontiformes; Rivulidae. Gene Ontology annotation, molecular function: protein binding. The record is from RefSeq and is a predicted model, not a curated record.